AUGUCGACGCCACAAACGCUUCCAAUCGCCGGGGACCUAGAGGCCACCUGGAAUUUCAUCGAGCCUGGCUUGGAGUUUAUUUUGGGUGCCCAGGGCGACCAGGGCGUCACGUCCAAAAUGUACAUGAACUGUUACACUGCAGUGUACAACUAUUGCACGAACAAAUCUAGGAGCAGCAAUCCCUCGGCAGGAGCGAUGGGUCUUUCUUCCCGUGGAAUCACAGAAAAGUCCACCUACUCGCUAACCGGGGCAGAAAUCUACUAUAAAUUGGAGGAAUACUUGAUCAACUUCAUCAAAGGCUUGCGCGAGGAGCCCGGCGAGCUGUUCUUGGAAUUCUACGUCCGCAAAUGGAAGCGGUUCACGAUUGGCGCCGGGUACAUGAACAACGUUUUCGACUAUAUGAACCGGUAUUGGGUACAGAAGGAGCGUUCUGACGGGCGCCGGGAUGUUUUCGAUGUCAACACGUUGGCGUUGCUCCAAUGGAAACACCACAUGUUCGACCCAAACGUCAGCCGAAUUCGUGAUGAGAUCUUCGAAUUGAUCGAGCGCCAAAGAAACAACGAGAUUGUCGACACAAACAUCAUCUCUGUCGCGGUGAAGUCGAUGGUGUUUUUGGGUAUCGACGUCAACGACUUGAAGAAACCAAACAUGGUGGUUUAUGCCACGUGUUUUGAGACUUUCUUCAUCGAAAAGACCGUGGAAUAUUACCGCCAGGAGAGUGAAACCUUCUUGUCCCACAAUAGUGUGGUCGACUAUAUGAUUAAGUGCGAGAAUCGCUUGGCGGAGGAAAUCUCGCGGUCCAACAACUACUUGGAGGACCGCAGCAAGCGCUCGUUGCUAGAAACCAUGCACAUUGUUUUGAUCAAGAACCACGCACAAGAAAUGUACGAUCAGUUCAUCAAAUUGUUGGAGCGGAACGAGGUCGAACACAUUCUGCGCAUGUAUAAGUUGUUGGCCAAAGUGCCCAGCACGUUACAGGCGUUAUCCGAUGAGUUGGAGACCUUCAUAAAGACCGAGGCUGCUCAGAUCAUCAUAGAUUUGAAGGCUUCCACCGAGGCUCAAGAGGCACAGGCUGCCGCCGAUCGACCUCUGAAGAGACCUGCGCAAUCGGCUGUAAGCCCGAAAGUUUAUGUCCAUACCUUGAUAAGGAUCUACGAGAAAUUCAACGAGGUAGUAUUUAACUCUUUCAAAAAGGACCCAUUGUUCAUCAAGGCGCUUGAUAGCGCGUGCCGCUACUUUGUCAAUGUUAAUGUGGUUGCCAAACCAAAUCCAAAGGCCUCAAGUAAGAGUCCAGAGUUGUUGGCAAGAUAUGCUGAUGGAUUUUUGAAAGCCACUGGAAAAGAAGCAGAUGUCGAGAACAUGACAGCAGAUAACUUGGUGCUUGUUUUGAAGUACAUCGAGGAUAAGGAUGUAUUCGAGAACCACUACCGGCGCUUGUUAGCCAAGAGAUUGAUCAACAGUAACACGAAAUCAGAUGAGUUAGAGGAAGGUAUCUUGCAAAAAUUGCAGGAAGGAAACUCUUUGGAGUUCACCUCAAAGAUCACGAAAAUGUUUCAGGAUAUGAAGUCUUCAGAAGAUUUGAAAACGAGAGUGCGUGAAAUUAUUGGCUUUGAAACAUCAGUGGGUGACUUCAGCCCUUUGAUUUUAGCCCAGAGUAUGUGGCCUUUUCUGCACAAUGAAGAUUACAGUCUCAGGAUAGCACCUGCUUUACAACGUACACUUGAUGUUGUGGAAGAAGAAUACAGCAAGAAACACAAUGGGAGGAACUUGCAGUGGCUCUGGAACCACGGCAAGACCGAGGUGAAAGCAAACCUCGCAAGAAAGGGUAAGCCACCGUUUAUUUUCACUGUUUCAAAUGUGCAAUUGAUGAUUCUCCUCGCAUUCAACGACGAAACAACCCACACAUAUCUGUCACUCAAAGAAACUGUGGGCGUCGCGCAAAACGUUCUCGAUGCACAUCUUUCUCCGUUUGUGAAGUUUAAAUUGUUGGAGCAGACCCCAGCUGCUCCGCAACAGAUGAGCGAGCCACAAACGACCUUCACUAUUGUUGGCGAGUACAAGUCCAAGAAAUUGAAGGUGAACUUUGUAAGCACCAUCAGAACUGAACAGAAACAGGAAGAAGACGAGACGAGCCGCGAGAUUGACGAGUCGAGAAAGAAUUACCUCACAGCUAGCAUUGUUCGGAUAAUGAAGGCGAGAAAGACCAUGAAACAUAACGACUUGGUGAACGAGGUUCUAGUCCAAGCUCACUCCAGAUUUAAGGCUAAGCUCAUAGACCUCAAGAGAGCGAUCGAAUACUUGCUUGACAAGGAGUAUAUAGCACGCCGUGAGGGUGACACAUUCGAGUAUUUAGCAUGA
This is a messenger RNA of Metschnikowia bicuspidata var. bicuspidata NRRL YB-4993, 2358 nucleotides long. It is a transcript of the gene CDC53, whose product is annotated as cullin. Gene Ontology annotation, cellular component: SCF ubiquitin ligase complex. Gene Ontology annotation, biological process: protein ubiquitination; SCF-dependent proteasomal ubiquitin-dependent protein catabolic process. NCBI's taxonomy places the organism in Eukaryota, Fungi, Ascomycota, Pichiomycetes, Serinales, Metschnikowiaceae. Gene Ontology annotation, molecular function: ubiquitin protein ligase binding. The transcript has a single exon. The record is from RefSeq and is a predicted model, not a curated record. Bases 1 to 2358 code for a protein of 785 amino acids.